UUUCUAAUAAACCAAAACCAAAACCAAAUCCAAAACCGAAGGGUUACUUGAUCUGCUUCAAUCCCUUCCUUAAACCCCGCAAAGAUCGUUGCUUGGCAUUCAGCCAAUUUCAACGCAGCCAAACAAAGCGGCUUUUCUUCUUAUGGCAUGUCUGAGGAAGAAGAAGCAGUGUUUGCAAGUUUGGCAAAGCUUUUCAAUUCCCCGUUUUGACCCCGUUUGUUUUCGACCCGCUUUCAUACCUUCAUGAUCAUGACGAAUCACAUCGCUUAUCCCUUCUUUCUCUCCCACCUCAUGACCACUUUGCGGUUCUUCGCCACCUUCUUUAUACUCUUCUUGGUCUUCUUCACCCAAAUUGCAUCUUUGCUUGCAUUCACCGGAACCUAUGGUAUAAAUUAUGGGAGGAUUGCAGAUAACAUCCCCUCACCUGAUGAAGUUGCUACUCUUCUCAGAGCAGCAAAAAUAAGGAACGUUAGAAUCUAUGAUGCUGAUCAUAGUGUUCUCAAGGCCUUUAGUGGAACUGGGCUUGAACUUGUGAUUGGACUUCCCAAUGGACAGCUGCAAGACAUGAGUUCGAAUGCAGACCAUGCUUUGAACUGGGUGAAAGACAAUGUGCAGUCAUUUCUUCCUGACACACGCAUUCGUGGAAUUGCUGUGGGUAAUGAAGUUUUGGGUGGAGACGACUAUUCUUUGUGGGGAAAUCUUUUGGGUGCUGUAAAAAAUAUUUAUAAUGCUACAAAGAAUCUUCAUCUGGAUGAGCUAAUUCAGAUUACUACCGCAAACUCAUUUGCUGUUUUUGCUACUUCCUACCCUCCGUCCUCUUGUAAAUUUAACGAUAAUGUUAAUCAGUAUAUGAAGCCGCUAUUGGAGUUCUUCUCACAAAUUGGCUCUCCUUUCUGUUUGAAUGCUUACCCUUCCCUAGCCUACUCUAGUGAUCCAGAACAUAUUGAUAUAAAUUAUGCUCUUUUUAAACCAACAAAGGGGAUUUAUGAUCCAAAGUAUGAUCUGCAUUAUGACAACAUGCUUGAUGCUCAGAUUGAUGCAGCUUAUACUGCUUUGGAGAGUGCUGGAUUUGACAAAAUGGAAGUCAUAGUUACUGAGACAGGGUGGGCCUCAAAUGGAGAUCAAAAUGAAGCUGGAGCAAAUGUAACUAAUGCGAGGACAUAUAAUUAUAACCUGCGUAAAAGGCUUGCAAAGAGGAAAGGAACCCCACAUAGGCCUAAAAAUGUUGUGAAGGCAUACAUUUUUGCAGUUUUCAAUGAGAAUUUGAAGCUUGGGCAUUCCUCUGAGAAGAACUAUGGGUUGUUCAAGGCUGAUGGGAGUAUAUCAUAUGACAUUGGAUUUCAUGGACUUAAUGCUGGAGGUUCAUCCCUUUUGUCCCUUAAGAAUAUCAAUACUCAAGGUUUGUCCCGGUCCUACGCCAUGGUAUCCUCUCUAUGUGCUUUGCUAGUGCUGAUUUUCUGGAGUUAGUGAUCUAAUGAUAUCAAAAUCCAUGGCAAUUCAGUUCCUGCUAAUGAAGGGGUUUGGUUCACUUCAUGUCUCAUUGUGGAUCAAAAUGAUACCAUUGAUUGUCAUUUUAUAUAGCAAUUUCUAGAAAGCCUGAUAUUUUUCCCCCCCAUUCAGCAAAUGCGUAAUAAUUAUUUCUCCUGAUAUAGCAUUUUCCCUUCUUUACUUCGAU
Molecule: messenger RNA, 1675 nt
Organism: Gastrolobium bilobum
Lineage: Eukaryota; Viridiplantae; Streptophyta; Magnoliopsida; Fabales; Fabaceae
Product: glucan endo-1,3-beta-glucosidase 14-like
Exons: 3
Coding region: 244-1467 (407 amino acids)
Biological process (GO): carbohydrate metabolic process
Cellular component (GO): plasma membrane
Molecular function (GO): hydrolase activity, hydrolyzing O-glycosyl compounds
Source: RefSeq, a predicted model, not a curated record